AAUUAGUUUUAACACAGCAAAAUGGCGUACAGGACGAAAAUUUGUGACGAAGGCGGCCUUUUCAACGCGUCCAGACCGUCCGGAUACAGCGCAGAGACUCGAGCUUUUUUAAACGAUUUGAUUAAGGAGAGCCGGUUGACCACGUUACAGCGCAAAUCCGUGGUGGGCUGGCUGAGAUCCGGUACACCGCCACAGUCGCAGCAGCAAACAACAAGGUCCGUUCGUCCACGGGCGCCUGUGUUCAACGCAGCGGCAACCGUCAAGAGGUACCGGUCGUCCAAGCCCAGAACGCUCAAAGACAUAAUCGAAUCCGGUGCUUACGAACCGGAAACGUUUGUGCCCGACACGAAAACAAAAAACUACAGUGUCGAGAAAGAAAGACUGCAGAGUAUUAUGACGUACGGUAAAUUGACCAAAAUGGAUCCUGUAGCAGCGCCUAAGAAACCUAACGUUAAGAAACCGUCGAAAGUAUACACCGAAGAAGAGCUUAUAGAUUCAGUUAUUUCGGAGAUAGAAGACCGCGAAAAAUUCCUUUCCGACAUGGAAGUGUUGGGCGAUGCGGCCAAGUACGAAAAGCUCAUGUUCGGCGAGAUCCUGGAUCGCAUUAGACAUUUGCAGGAAUUUUCAAGAAAAACCACCAAUUCUUACAGAAAGGGCGACAUACAAGCAAUAGCCGUCAAAUACCAAAAACCGCGAUUUCAGCUAUUGAAAACGUUGGCCAAUACCACACUGAUGGAUUAGAUUAAAAGAAAAACAGUAUAAUUAUUAUUAUAACGUCGCAAUGUACUUAAGCUUUUUUGCCAUUAUAUAAAUACUAUACCCUCAAAAUCGUUUCGGUUGCAAAAAAUAUUUUUACAGCUUGUUUGGAAUGUCACAAUUAACGUUCAAGUACACUGUGAUAAUGCUUUCUUUCUCAUUAUUAAAAUUAUAACGUGUAAAAAACAGUGUAAGAAUUCAUAAAGUGUUUUGGAAUUUAGAAGAGACAAGAG
Molecule: messenger RNA, 989 nt
Organism: Adelges cooleyi (spruce gall adelgid)
Lineage: Eukaryota; Metazoa; Arthropoda; Insecta; Hemiptera; Adelgidae
Product: UPF0193 protein EVG1 homolog
Exons: 4
Coding region: 22-741 (239 amino acids)
Source: RefSeq, a predicted model, not a curated record